This is a messenger RNA of Callithrix jacchus (white-tufted-ear marmoset), 1584 nucleotides long. RefSeq lists its product as uncharacterized. The record is from RefSeq and is a predicted model, not a curated record. Lineage: Eukaryota; Metazoa; Chordata; Mammalia; Primates; Cebidae.
CCCUCACCCAGCCCCCAGCCUGGCCGCAACUGCAGCUGGAUGGACUUCUCUCUGGGCCUACGCUUGGGGCCUCGGAAUAAGAAGGCUGCCCACCAAGAGCCUCCUGCCCGCUCUAGGCACGGUCCACCUGCUGCCUCUCCUUGUCUGUCCUGUCCCCCCUCUGCCUGUUCCUUCCCCUGCCCUGGCUAUCCCCCACGCCCCUGCUCCUGCACUGCCUGUCCCUCUAAUGUAGCUCCCUGCCCUGCUUGUCCCAGCCUCCCGGGCCCACCCUGUACCUGCUCUUGCCCCUGCUGCCCUGCCUGUCCUCCCUUGACUUGUCCCCAUAACUCCUGUGUCUCAUGCUCUGGUCCACCCUUGACCUGCUCUCACUCCUCACCCUGCCCGGUUUACCCUUGCUCCAAGAGCCAAGCUGCCUGCUUGAGCUCCCGUUUAGGCUGCGGUGGCAGCUGUAGCUGUGGCCAAGGGGCUACCUGGGGGCCUCCAGGCUCCAUUGGCUGCUGUAGCUGCUGCUUCAGGGGACAAUCACGCACUUCUCGGGGGCACUGUCUGAUAGUUUAGGUGGACUGUUGCCCACCAGAAGACUGCCAGUCUCCUGGACUACUUCUGUACUGCUGCUCUGGCAAGGAGGCAGGAGCUGCGUGGAGUGGGAGAGGGAUCAGCUGGACCCCUCCCUUAAGCAGGUAGAGGCAGCCGGCUGCUCAGAACCCUCCUUCCCGAAGUCCUGGGGAGGCAGCAGGGGGAAUCUGCUUUGAAGUUAGCGUCUGGGUGUGCUCCUGCUGGUUCCAGAACCUCUUCCUCUGCAACCUCUGGGACGGAAAGUGUCCUUCUCAGAGCCUCCCCCACGACCCCUGAAGUUCCAGCUAAUGUGGAAGGAAUAUGGAAUUAGAAAAAUCACCAUUUUGUAACUCCUAAUGAAGUAACUGAUCAAACCAAGACUCAUCUAACGGAUGAAACCAAAGAUGAUGGGUGAUGAAGAACUUUACAAUGGGAUAUUGAGCGGCCACAACGUAACCCCACGGACGCAUCAUAGCUUCACUAAAAGUGACACAGCCAGGCACUGUGUACCUCCUGAUGUGAUGCAAGCUGAAGCACUCCUCACCACCUAUGAAGGAAUCUUGCCAAACAAACAACAAAACUGAACAGAAACCUAAUCAAACCUCUAGUUCAGACUUCCAUUUAACAGGAAAUACAGGGAAUGGAGGAACAAAUAAAAUGACACAAUAAGGAAGCAGGUAAACACCUCCAGAAUACGGACAUUCUAAAGGAAAUCUGACCCCAUUUCUUCAACUAGUGAAUGGCUGGGGGUAAAAAAUGAGAAGGGACUUAAGAAGACAACUACUACAUGGAACAAGUGGACCUUGCUUGGUUCCUACUUUGGACAGCUCAACUGUAAAGACAAUUGGGGACAUGUAAUUAUGGACUGGGUAUCUAUGAUAACAAGGAAGCAAUGCUAAUUUCGUUAGAUAUAAAAAUGGCUCGGCCAGGUGUGGUGGCUCACACCUGUAAUCCCAGCACUUUGGGAGGCCAAGGCAGGCAGAUCACCUGAGGUCAGGAGUUCAAGACCAGCCUGGCCAAGAUGGUGAA